Molecule: messenger RNA, 801 nt
Organism: Schistocerca americana (American grasshopper)
Lineage: Eukaryota; Metazoa; Arthropoda; Insecta; Orthoptera; Acrididae
Biological process (GO): regulation of transcription by RNA polymerase II
Cellular component (GO): nucleus; transcription regulator complex
Molecular function (GO): DNA binding
Source: RefSeq, a predicted model, not a curated record
AUGACGAUAAUGGAGUUCGACGAGUAUUUGAUUGAAUUAGUUCGUUCUAAUUCAGAGCUAUAUAAUAUGACUGAUAGGAGAUAUAGUGAUUCCGUUUGGAAAAAAACACUGUGGAAGGAAACUGGAUACGAGGUGGGGCGUCCAGGCCCUGAAUGCAAGCGACGAUGGGUGUCACUGAGAGACCAUAUUAGAAAAUGUGUUAAAAAAAAAACAAAGAGUGGACAAGCUGCCAUACCCAAGAAGCCAUGGAAGUAUGAGCAGAUUAUGGCUUUCCUGCGCCCAUACUUGCUGGAGCGGGAAACAGUUUCUAACAUAACUGUUGAUAUUUGUUCAGAGGAUGAAUCAAACAGUGAGGUGUCAUCACCUAUUCCGGACAUUGAAAAUAACAGUGAUUUGAGGUCAGAGACAAGCAGGCCUGUCAUGCAAAAGCGUAGUCAAAGUGGCAAUAAGAGGAGAACUACAGACUCUGCAUCUGCUUCUCUGAUGAACUAUAUUCUAGCGACACAGCCAAAGGAAGAUCACAUUGACAGUUUUCUUUCAGGGAUAAGUGCCAGUAUAAAAAGAUUGUCCCCACUGCAGCAAAUACAAGCUAAAGACGAAAUUUACAGAAUAGUGUCUGAUCUAGAAAGGGAUCAAGUAUUUUUAGAUAAUAUGGCAAAGAGGACGUUCGAUUUGAGUAAUGAGAAGGAUACUGAAGAGGUAGUAAGGCUUUUGACAGCUGAUGAUGAUGAUGAUGAUGAUGAUGAUGAUGAGGAUCCAAUGCUAGCAGAAAAUUUAGAUGAAGAAUAUGAUAUUGUCUGA